UGUGUUCUAAUUUCAGAGACCCAAAAAGAAAAGAAUGACUGGGUAGAGAGUAUAUGCGCUGUGAUCGAAGAUUGUCGAGCCAAUUCGGCAACAUUUGGUGCUGGCGUGAAAACCACCUUGUCUGAGACAAACAACAAUCACUGCGAAAGUCGAAAUUGUGCGGAUUGUGACGCUGAGUUCAGCCUUUUCUACCGUGGUGUGAAAUGUGGAAAAUGUCGACGAAAGCUCUGCAAAAAGUGCUUUGGACGGUAUCGAACGGAAAGCAAAAACAAUCGAGUUUGUGAGCCUUGCGUGAAGAACAUGUUACAUCACAAAUUACUUCAC
This is a messenger RNA of Ostertagia ostertagi, 324 nucleotides long. Lineage: Eukaryota; Metazoa; Nematoda; Chromadorea; Rhabditida; Trichostrongylidae. The record is from the annotation of a GenBank genome assembly.